AUGGAUGGCGGCCUGAAUCUCUUUUACUGCCCAAGAUUGACAAUGAGUCGUACACGCGCUGACCGGAAAACCCCCUUCCUUUCACACCAUCAGCGAUUCCACACCGGAUCCGUCAACCAACUUGCCCAACUUCUUCGUGCAACUCCAAUAGCAAUGGAUUCAAUAUUGAGGAUUGUGGACCGUCUAAUCAACCGUAUAUGUCCUGAAGUGGAAGAAUACGUCCUCGCCAGUGAUUACGCGUUCCUCGCCAGCCUCACUGCUACCACGCUCUUCGUGACGGGGACGUGGUAUAACGCUAUCUGCACGCUUAUCGCCGUCCUAGUCGAACCAAGUACCACUUAUCCUAUCGGUUCAGAAGGCAUGAUUGCUUCCCUCUGUUUGAUAGCUUCCCUCUGCAUGAUAUUGCUCUUGCAGCUCAUGAUCUUCUGGGAGGCACGACGGCUGGUAAAGAUCGACCUGGAAGUCGAACGCGCCAUAAACGCAUUGAUACUAGGACCCCAGCUCCCUCUGAACGAGGAUAUGGCCUACAAGGAAAUCUCUGACAUGCGCGUAGAUCAGUUCGAUGUCGUGGAUGUGGUUGGUCAAGGUCGAGGCGUUGUCUUGCUAUAA
This is a messenger RNA of Westerdykella ornata, 609 nucleotides long. RefSeq lists its product as uncharacterized. The record is from RefSeq and is a predicted model, not a curated record. The coding region runs from base 1 to 609 and encodes 202 amino acids. The transcript is spliced from 2 exons. Lineage: Eukaryota; Fungi; Ascomycota; Dothideomycetes; Pleosporales; Sporormiaceae.